ACGAAAAUUCUUGUUUUAACAGAUUUUGUUCUUUUUUCGUUAAAGUUAACGCAUUCCUUUAAAUCCGUUCAUUAACUGUGAAAAAAAUAGGAAUAAUAAAAGGAACAAAGAUCACUUUCUUCUGCCCUCCCUUACCCAUCCCAAAAAAUUCAGUUAAACUUUUUCCAGCUUUUCAGAUCUAUGUGCUCGUUUCGUUUUGUCCAAAUGGGAAUUUCGAUGAUUCGUCCCUCUGAUGAGGAUCUCGUUUUCUCCUUUCGAAUGGGCCAGCCUCGGUGUCGAAACUGUGAUAACGUAGACAACCUACGGCCUAAUAAUCGUCGUGAGGUGAAGGCUCAAGCGAGGAAGGAUAGUAGCGGCCACGAAGGGAAAUGAGAGUCACCGAUGACGUUGCAGUCCGUAGAAGGUGGAGACGUCGGAGAUUUGGAUCCCUACGGUGGUUUGUUUGAUGACGAGCAGACAAAAAUUAUGGAAAUUAAGGAGCACCUCGAAGAUCCUGACCAGUCUGAUGAUUUUUUGGUUGAGUUGCUUCCAAGUCUAGUAGACAUGGAUAUAACAUUUCAAGAACUCAAGAUUGAUAUAGGAAGGCAUGUGAAUCAAUUGCAAAAGCAUUCAUCAAGUGAUGUUCGGAGAUUAGUGAAGCUAUUAGUCAGGAAGUGGAAGGAUAAUGUGGAUGAGAAACAAUGAGGGACAAGGCAGUGAGU
Molecule: messenger RNA, 701 nt
Organism: Juglans microcarpa x Juglans regia
Lineage: Eukaryota; Viridiplantae; Streptophyta; Magnoliopsida; Fagales; Juglandaceae
Product: probable mediator of RNA polymerase II transcription subunit 26c
Exons: 4
Coding region: 382-684 (100 amino acids)
Source: RefSeq, a predicted model, not a curated record